AUGGGCCUCAGUGAACGGGGUAAAGCUGAGGGCAACAUGGUUAGCGGCGAGAGUACAUCUCUAGUCGACUUCGUAAAAAUGACUAACCCUGGUCUAUUUGAUUUCCAGGACGAGAUACACUCGUUCAUCGAGGCCUUGCUCCCUCACGUCAAGGCCUUCGCCUAUACGUGGUUUAAUUUGCAAGCAAGAAAGCGAAAGCAUUAUAAGAAGCAUGAAGUACGAAUGACUCCUGAUGAGGAGAGAAGGUGCAAAGAAGAGCUAGAUGCUGAAGCCCCUGAAGUGAAACAGAAGUGGGCCUCGAGGCUCUUGGCAAAGCUUCGAAAAGACAUUCGGCAAGAAUGCAGAGAGGACUUCGUGAUGUCGGUCGUUGGAAACAAACCCGGCUCUUCUUGCCGUUGCGUAAUUUCCAACCCCGAUCAGAAGGGGAAAAUGAGGCGUAUCGACUGCCUUCGCCAAGCCGACAAAGUGUGGAGACUAGAUUUGGUUAUGGUUAUCUUGUUCCGUGGCAUUCCGUUGGAAAGCACGGAUGGCGAACGCCUGGGCAAGUCGCAGCACUGCCAGAAUCACACUCUGUGUGUCUUGCCCAACCAUAUCACAGUGACAGUUCGAGAACUGGAUCUAUUUCUUGCCAACUUUAUGUGCAACCGAGGUAAGAUUUUCCACCUGUAUUGUCGAUGACUAUCAGUCACAGAACACAUCUGAUCAGAUGUUUAAAUGCCAGCACAUCUGAGUUAUAUAGUUAAAUUUUCUGCUUCUUGGGUACCGUCUCUCCUAUCAACAAGUUGGAGGUGCUAUGUUUCUCUUUAAUAAUUAAAACAGAAAACUGUUUAAGUUCUUUGGGUGUGUAAUUUAAUCGUUUUAUUACCCAAAAGAAUUGAAAUUGUUAUGUUUGUGUAGUUUGUUUUCUUGUGUUCCAUCGACCGCAAUUAGUUCCCUAUUUUACUCGCAGAGCACAAACAGGAUUCCAACAGUCCCGUACGAAGUUCUGGCGAUCCAGAUUCUCAUCAAAGUAAGUAUAAAUUUUUAAUAUCUUCUUUGUAGGACCUGUUCGUAAAUGUAUUCAAAGUGAAAAAUACAGAAUUACAAGUAAGUUGCGAAUUUAGGCCGUGGCAAGGAGUAAAAUGGACUAUUUUUUCAUGGACAAACGCAGUGUUGUUGUUUUGUUGUGACCCGACACGUGCGCGCAUUUGGACAAUCCAAAUUAAUUCGCUCAGAAGGCUUUUGUUUUUGUUCUCGUUGCGUUAUCCCCCCAGUAGAAACCACGUUUCAUUGUUGUUAAAGGUAAAACUAAGAGCCCCAUUUGCAUGCCUUGUGUAAUCGCAAAAAUUAGCCCCUCCGGGCUACACGUGCUAUUUCAGGAAAUCGCUGCUAUUUUGUUCGCAAGAUUCUAUUAUCACUAGAAUUGUGAACGACUUCCUCUAAGUGUUGCAUAAAUUCCAUUGCGUAUUGAAUGUAAGUAAGGUAAUACAUGAUUACAAAAAAGUGCCGUUUAGUAAACAUUUAGAUUCAUUGUUGUUUGGCCCAGAAGCUUUUUACCAAAGUACACGAAGUUCUUGUGAGCCUAUUGGAAAGGAGACAAGUUUCAUAUUUCCCCUUGAGCUUUACGCGAGUCGAUCCAAGAAUGAAACUCGAGUAACAACGAUGUGCAAACAACAUCUACGUAUUCGUCUUCGUGUUUGUAAAAGAAUUGUGUUACGCGGAAGACAAUUACUUUUGCCGUAACUGUUUCUGCCUGAAAAACGAGAAUUCGCAAACAACCAUCAUGGGCACGGGGACUUAAUUGUUGCUUUAACUCCUUCCCUUACGAGUCGUAGGUUUACUUUUGCGAUGGCCACUAACACUUAGCUUGUUCAUACAUAUUAAUAUAUUCUUUUUGCUUCAGGUUAACAUUAACAUAUAGGCCUUAACCAGAGGAAAUCAUUCGUGACAUUUCGCUUUGUUGUUAGUAUCCACUUGCUAACCCUUUGUUCAUCUUGUUUUUAGAAUUCCUUUGAAUUCUCUCUCGUAAAAAUAUACCAUAAAUUGCUACGCAUUAAUUAAUUUUUUGCAGCGCUUAAAAAAGUUCUAGAUCAUUCUUUAGUUGUCCUUCCUUUGUUACAUUCUGUGAAAUGACAAAAUUGGAAGUAUGUAAUUAUAUUUGAGAAUUAUAAGUGCAAAUGGAAAACAAAUUGUUCGAAAGAUGUGAUUUCUUGACCUUGGGUUUUAUGUAAGUGGAAGGAUAUAAGCUGUUUCUGGUCGUGCAUGCAAUAGGAAAGUACCGAGUCAUGCGAAACUGGUUCGAGAACUAUGAUAGCAAGCCAUCUUCGCGUACAGUUAGGGUUCUCUUUAUUUCUUUCUUUGGGGAGGGACUAAAUCUUUCACAAUUUUGGGUAAAACACGACUUACGAACGAUCACUUUCUAAGAGGCAUGCUCUUGCGGUUUUGUUUAACGUGACUGAGUUACUCGAUACAACAACAUUGCAUUCCUUCCAUGUGAAAUUAAACUCUUGUGUAUGGCUUCCUAGGUCGUGACACUAUUCACAUCACAGUGUAUAAAAACGCGUUCUCCUAACUUCUUUGUUUUUUCUGUUAUCUGCUUUGUAAGUUCCUUGCUUUUCUUUCUCUACGUCAUGUGAACAAUUUGCUACACCUCCGAGAUAAAACUUGAAUCAAAAACUAACUUCCAAAAUCUUAUAUGAUUGACGGAAGAGAUACUAAUGAAUGUAAUUGUUGACAAGCAUUGUUCUUUGGUCAUUUGACAAGUUAUUGUCUUGUAAAAUGUCAAAAGGUUGUGAUUUACUAUGGGGUGAUAUCUUAAACAAUAGACAUGACAACAACACAUAUUUCUUCCAAGGUCAGGCAUCAGAAUUAUCAUUAUGUAGUUUAUAUUUUUAUGCAGUAAUCCUUGCAGGAAUGCGGUUUUUUAAGCUUACAUGCUUUCCACUAAGAUUUCUGGUUCUCUACCCCUGGUUUGACGGAUGGAGUUAGUUUUGUUGAUAGGAAUGGAGAAGUUACAACUUAAUCUUUACAAAGGAUUAAAGAGUUAAUCUUACCACUACUUUUGUUUGAUUUCAAGAAUAGUUGAUGGAAGUAACUUUAGGGCAUGCCAGGACUUAGUACACACACUUGAGUGAGAAUUUCUAUCUAAGUUUAAGGGGUUUUGAACAAACUCGUUUUGUUUGUGAUUUUUAAAAUGCCAGGUUUCUUGAACUUAUUGUAUAAGAGACAGGUAAAUCCAAAAUUUUUGUUGUUUCUUUUUUUUUUAUCUUAAAGCUGAAGUGUGUUCUGUUAUAUAAACAAAUGUAGCAAUGGGCAAGGUAUCUUUAUAGAAUUGGUAGAUAUUGUGUUUUUUGGCUGCUUUUUUCCCAUGGUCUCUUGCAAUGCUAAAUUUUAACAAGGAAAACACUCAAUAUAGGAAAGAUUUUGUGAUGAACAACAAAACGUUGGUUUUUCUAGUCACUUCUUGUUUUAUUAAUUUAACAAAACCUUCUACCCAACUUAGAUAAAAUCCCCAACAUCAACAACAAAUCUGCUCUCUCUUGGCACAUUUUCUUUUUUCUUUCAAAUUUUUUUAUGAAAAGGAUACAAAUUUCAUUUACCACUUCCUUUGGAAUUGUACUCUUAAUAAAAUGCACUUAUUCAAUAAUCUAAACAAUGUUUGUACUUGAGUGGGCCUCUUUAUCAGCCCCUAGCAAUAGUGAAUUAGUUCAUUCACAUUCAACACUAAAGAUAAUCUAGCCAACAAUUUCCCUUUGGUAAAAAUCAUGCAUCAGCCAUAAAAGUAUCGUCUUCACCUGCCAAUUCUGAAUAAAACAUAAAUUAAUAUUUCAAUCAGUGAACAGCAUUGUAAGCUGUUUGCUAACCAAGAAAUACAGCUUUUCUUUUGAAACUUGUCCUAAAAUAUGGAACAUGUACUAUUUGUUAUUUUUUCCCUCAUGGCCAACCAUUUAGUCCUCUCAAUCACAAAAUGAACUAUCUAUGAAAUAAUUUUCUUCAGUCACCUAUCAGCUUCAUCACCCUUGUUUAAAGUAGCUGGUGUGUGUACACAGGGUUUCCUCUCUGAAUCAGAUUACAGUUAACACUUGAGAUAGUUCAUUGCAUAGCAAUGCAUAGAGUCAGGAAGUUCCUGUAAUGUAAGUAAAGAACACUCUGGCAUGGACUCUUCAAAGGGGAAGAGAGAUUAACAUUUAAAGAGUGCAUUGUGCAAAGGAAAACUACCACCCCUGCAUAUUUUGUACAUAAAAGCUGUAGCAUUUAGCACGUUAAUGAAAUUUGUGUUGCUACCAGUAAGAAGCAGGUGCAAGUCAAAACUUUAGAUAGCAUAAAGCAUUGUUAUAAGUUGUCACUUUUUGCUGAUGUAAGAUUUGGUGUGGGUUAACAAACAGUCAAUAUUUAAUUUCAUAUAGCAAAAACUUGCCUUUGUAGCAGUUAUCAGAUGUUAUUUCUUUUAUCUAAAAAUACCUUGCAAUAUUUUAAUCUUUACUACUGAUAAAAAGAUGCAUGUAAGCAUAUCAAUCCAGUAUUUCAGGAAUGAUAUUCAACAGGUCAGCUGAAGGUAUGGUUGAUUCAAGAAAGAUCUUUUUUGUUUGUUUGCCAAGAUGUGCAAAUUUGAUGACAUGAAAUUCUCUUGCAACUGAAAUACCUGUGCAUUGACGAAAAGAAGUUGGGCUAGUUUUCUAGUUUCAGCAUAUGCACAAAAGUCACAUUUUCAUUGGGUUGACUUUCUUGUAAUAUUCCAUAGAAAAAGGACUUGGAGUUAAGAAAAUUAAAAAAUAUUUGCACAAUGUAAUCAUUACAGUUUGACAGUUAAAACCCAAUACCAGUUACUUUUGACAUUAAAUGUCACAUUGUGUGUCUUGUUAUCUGAUGUCAACCAUUAAUUUUUAAGCAAUUCUUCAUGGGGUGGAUGCCAGGGAAUUUAAUAAAAAAGCAAGGUCAACCUAAGACUUCGAUAAUGAAAUAUGCAAGGGAUUAUCAUUUCUUUUGAAUAUUCACCUUGGUGUCCUUUAAUUUUGUUGAAAUAUAAAUUCUUGAAAAAAAUGGAGUUUCAAGAUGAAAAAGUACAUUUUCAAGAAAUUCAAUUUUUAAGACCAAGUCUUAUUGUAAAAGUUAAAAAAAAGAAUUAAAAAAUAGAAAUAUAUGUCUGUGCAUCACAAAUAUAAUAGGUUUACAAUAAUGUACUAUGCCAUCUUGUUUGUAUGUUACAAAUAUUUAAAGAACACUGCAAAAAGACCUUAUAAUUGAGUUCUGUUCAAAAUUUGCAGAACUUUACUCCCUUUGGAUUCCUUAGAGUUGCAAAACUGCAGCCAGGGAUGAUGAAGCAGAGGGUAAACAUACACUGCUUUGACUAUUAAGGCUCUGGUAAAAUAGUAUAUAGCUGCAUCCCACUACAAUAGUAUGUCAUGGUAUUUUGCUUCAAAAUAAAUCAACAUGACUAUCAUUAUUUUUUUAGUUGGUACUGAGCAGAAUCUGGUUUCAUCUGGUGUGUUUACAGUAGCAGAGCUCUACACCUACGCUAGAAGUGAGUCUCUUUAUAAGCAAGUACUGGUUACAUUCACAGACAUCUUUAAAAGCUAUUUAGAAAUUUUAAGCUUUGCUAAUUUAGAGUCCAUAUUUGGUCAUACUCAAAAUAUUUUCCAUCUCGCUUUUUAUACUUUACCUUGACCCUUGUAAUUAGCUCUUUGAAAAAAUAACAUGAUUUAGAUAAAUGUAGUCAUUAAUCAAAGGCAAUUUUCCUUGUUACUCACUUGCUUAAUGUACUCAUUUAGAAGCAAAAGCUACCCUAACUGAAAACUUUAUCAGAAGUUUACUUUUGUAAGGUCUGUUUCUCUUCACUUAUCAUAAAACUGAAAGUGUUUUUUCACAAGUGCACAUUACAUUCAGUUAAAUAUCUUGCAACUUUGUAGAUGACUGGGUUACUUGCGACUUUGUGUUGUGAAUCUAUCUUGAGGCAUAAGUCCUUCGUAACAGAGGUUCUAGCUGUGCUGAACCUCAACAACUGCAGCAAAACUGUAAUUAAUUUUCAAGCCAAAAUCUUGUAUCAGAUGUUAGUUGUCUUGUAGGCUCUGGCAAUACUUGUCAUGCCAAUGCCCUAGACAAGCUACAGCCAUUUGCUGUUCUUCUUUCUCAAAUACACAUAGGUAUUCAUACGCCAUAGUUAAAAAAAUUAUGCAUUCCAGCAGACAAUGUAGUAUCUACUCUAACUUUUUUUUAACUUUACAUCUCAAACAAAGUAACAUUUUUCUUGAAUCUGUUUGUUUUCAGCUUUUCUAUCUAUGAAGAAGUGUAAAGCCUUUCACUAAAAAGAAAUUAAGCAGCUCUACAUUGAAUGUUUAGGCAUUUCAAAAUUUUUUUUUAAGAUACAUUAUGUGAACUGAGGAAUUCAACAACAAACCAAAGUAAAAUAUAUGAAAUCCAUCUCUUAGCUCUGUUUGACAAACUCAUUGCAUGUAAUUUAUUUCCCAAACUUUCUAGUUCUCCUAUCAAAGAGCCUAUCAGUUUGAUAAUGUAAAUAAUAUAUUUUCCAACUCUUUUAGCACCCAUCAAAUGUGUGAGCUCAUCACACAGCCUAAUGUUAUCAGACUUGGAGAGCCCACCUUAUGGUGAUGGAGGUCUUGAGCAGCGCUUCCCAAAUGCAGUCAGCAUACAUCCACGACCAGAUGCAUAUGACCUAAGGUACAGAAAACGAAGUCGGACAAUAAGCUCUGUUUCGUCAGUUGAUGAGGACUGUGAUGAUGAUGAUAGGGAUAGCACAGGACUGUAUGUUCAGUCACCAGCAAGUUUCUCUUCCCAAGGAUCGAACUGGCAAAAUGAUGAUUCAGGUAAGACAAAAUGAAAACUGAGCGUUUGUGAUCAUGAAGUAUAAGCCACUGUAAUAAUUGCAGCAUUAUUAUUAUUAUUAAUUGCAUCUAUUAAUUGGGAAGAAACUGAAUUGAGGUAAAAAAAUUCUCAAAAGUUGGAAUAAAGAGUGUUUAAAGGAAAAUUUACAUUUCUCAAUGAAAAUUUCAGUCAUUUAGUUUCAUUUAAUUCCUUGCUAAAUUCUGUGUUACUGAAUUUUCAGGAUCCAGUGUCAUCCACUCUCCAAUGGUACCAUACCCUGCUAAGAUUAAACCAGAACAGAACUGCACAGGAUACAGCCCAAUGGAGAACCAUCACUCUGCCAUCACUUGUUGUAAUGUGAAUGAACCACAGUCACCUGCAGUCACAUCAUACAGUGGUCAGACUCAGCAGUUACACCUCAGGCAAAUGAGAGACUGUAAUAUGAAUGAUACAUCAUAUAUUAUGCAACUAGCAUCAGCACCUAAAGGCCAUGUACAAGCAAGUUGUGGGCUUGUUCCACAGCUUCCACAGCAGGGAUUUACAUUCCGCCUGCCGAUGCCAAAUGCACACAUCCCUUCUGUUGGUAAGGUGGAGAGGGUAAAUGUAUUUUAAGAAUCCAAUCUUCUUUUGCAUGUGUUGUGUGGCACUUACUGAAUACAAAGUAUUGAUAGGGAUCCAAUAUGUCUCACACUGUUGCCUACCAGUGCUAAGUUUAAGGCUAACCAGUACAUUGUCGUCUUGGGAACAAAAGCCAUUUGCCAGAAUUCUCUUUUGCUGUCCAAAAGGGAAUUGACUUGUUCAAUGCAUUAGUCAACUAUGUUGUUAUAAAUCCAACCAUCCAUUACAUGUUUAUGGCCUUACUGGGCUUUGUAAAUGUGGUAGUUCUAUAGGCAAGAUAUAAUUAAGAACAAUGUCCAUGAUUGUCACAGGUUCUGCUCCUUGUCGCACUGGUGCCCCCAGUGAUUUCAUCCAGCUUCUUGAGAGACCACGCUCCAGUUCAGCACCAAAUGGUAGGCACAUUGUUCCUGGAACAUCAGCAGUCAUACCUCCUCCUUUGACAAGAUCACCAAGUAGUAACAGUAUCAUUCAAAGCACAGGGAACAGUAGCUAUAAUGCAGCAGAACCACGGCACUCUCCAGUACACCAGCAGCAACAAUCUCCAGUGUCAACAAGCCCAAGUAAAACAAGUCCUCCCUCAGGAAUAACACUGAACACAACUGUCCAGAUUAUUCAGGUAAUUGAGAUCAUGAACAAAACUUUUCAUGUUACCUAAUAUGGCAAUUAUUAUUAUCAUUAUUAUUAUUAUUAUUAUUAUUAUAUUAUUAUUUUGGAACACGAGUGCUACCUCCUUCCAUGAAUUAUUUUAUGUUAGGUUUAUUGCCAUGGAGUACCCAGGAAAAUUUUUUCUUGUAGAGAAAAGUCAUUGGCUUUGAGGGCAUCAUCCAUAUCCAAAGACAUUUUUCCCAAUUAAUAACAUUCACACAUUUUGCUUAUGUUAGUGUAUUCCCGAGGGUAUGGGUAUGUACUUUUUCCCAUGAGGUUCCACAUUUUCAGAGCCACAAAACAGGAUUAACUCUUUUUUUUUUCACUGUGAUUUCAAUCCCCAGUCUCCUACUAACAAUCCAAACGGUGGAGCAUCAUCAUACAGCAAUCACAACCAGCAAGUGUUCAGCUACCCAAACUUGCCACCUGGUUGCUUAUCUGCUGUAAGUCCAUCACUUCCAAUGAGCUUGUUCACAUCACCUGGAAACACACCAAGGGGUAGUAUACCUCCUCGCUGGCCCACAGCUAUCCAAGUAGCACCUGUUUCAAGCAGUGGAAAUGUUGCAUCUGAAGAGGAGUCCACUGACUACCAGAUGGUGUCAGGGUUUGGCGGUAUGAAUCCAGAUGAGAGCAUGCUUGAAGGUAGUUGUUAGAUGCUUUUACAUAUCACGUAUAUAUUUCUACCCAGGGGUUCUAAGUAAUUGAUGGGGAAGAUGACUUGAUGCAUUGUGAGGACAGUUCACAAUUGAAGUACUGAUAACAAAGGCAACAGCAUUUAGGAAGGGUGGCAGAGGCCUAUGUGCAUGCUCUGCCAGAAAAUGCAUAGUUGCUUUAAAUGUGCAGUUUUGCAAAAUUUCAAGUAUCUUAAGUGAAAACAAACCCACAGGAUAGAAAAUAGACAUAAACUAAAAAAGUAAGACAAAGAAAAAGAAAGGAAGACCAAGUUUUUUGUGGAGUGCAAAUUGAUUUUCUGUUUGCUAAAUUUGUUUGUGACAGCUUUUUCUUUUGUAAUUUUAUUAUAAUUCACCAGUUGCAUAGUACACAUUAUUUCACAAAAAGCAAGGGACUUAGAAAUCAAAGAAGAUGGCCUGUAAGCAAGCAUGCAGCACUUUAUGAGAACCUUGUGUACCUAAAAUCACCACUCAAAGCCUCCUUAUAUUCUUUUAAUUUUAGAGAGGAAUUUCUUUCCAGUUAACAACAAUGCAGAGUCAGUAGAUGUUAUGUCAGCCAGGAUAUCAUCUUAGGCUGCUUGGUUCCCAGGGUACCCUAAAACUGGUCUUAUCUUCAGCAGCCCAGAUGGUAGGCCUUUAAAUUAAAUGGGCAAGUAAAAGCCAGUCCAGUCCAUCCCACAAGAUAAAGUAGUACACAGCAUGCCAAGAUGUGCAGCAAUGCAUGUCACUUGUGACUAAGACGACUAGAAGAAACUUAGCACUAAGAAAAGAUGGUUCAGCCAGGUUCAGAGAAUGCUUUGGUUUUGCCACAUGUUAAGUUAUUGUAAGUUGUUCUUCUGUAAAGAUAUUAGCAUAAAAUAUUAGAAGCAUCCAUGUACAAACCAAAGAAUUUAUAUAGGCUUUUAGAGUAAGAAUAACUGGUCCUAUUUAUAAAUUGCAUUAGUAGAGUAUUUUGGAAAGUAAAUUUAAGUACAUUCGCAUUAUUUAGAAUAUUUCCAUGCGUAAACACUCAAUCAAAAGAAUAGUUGAAGUUAAAUUUCAUAAUGAUAACACACUCGAUCCACUCUUGGUAAAGUCUUGUCAAAGGUGUUAAGGCUUGAUGUUAAUUGGUCAUUUGACAGUGGAGAAAACAUUGUCUAAAAGCAUGCUGGAUGUACAAAGUGUGAAUUUUUAUCUGGAUAACUAGAGGAACUGGUUUUUUUUGUUUGUUUGUUUUUUUUUUAAAGCAAGUCUAAUUACAUACUGUGAGUGAGUGGUGGGGUGCAGUGCAAUAACUGUGUUCUUCAGUAGACCAUAUUCAUAUAAGAGUUGCAUACAUUGGUUGCUUGUGGUCAUAGUUUUCUCUAAAGAUUACAUUGAUCAAACAUAAUAUAUUACCUUAAGAAGCCUGAAUGUUGGAUAUAGUGAGGAAGAUUUACAUGAUGCUACAGAUGUUCCAACAGAGUAUUAAUAUAUAUAAUCUGCAUGUGCAAGUGGAAAUAAAAAACUUUUUGUCCACAAAAGUGCAAAUAACAAUUUCAAAUUUGCUUUUUUUGUGCUACCACUCUCAUAUAAAUUUCUUCUUGAGGUGAAAUUCACUAACUGCAUUUCAACUUGCACAUAUUACUGAAAACCUGAAAUUACACCAUGAAAAUGGUCACUGGUUUGACAAUAAUUCUAUUUUCUACUGAUUUUGUUCAGCAAAAAUGAGAAGUAGCUGUUGAUGAGUAUGGUUUGGACUUCUUUUUUUGAUGAGUAUGGUUUGACAAUAAUUCUAUUUUCUACUGAUUUUGUUCAGCAAAAAUGAGAAGUAGCUGUUGAUGAGUAUGGUCUGAACUUCAUUCAAGUUUGGUAUGAUAAAGAGAGAAACUAAAAAAUUUUCUACUUCCAUUUUAGAAAAGUGAGAUGUUAAUUUAAGUGCUAUGUAAUCAAUUCAGAAAAAGAGAGGUUUUACUGUGAAUGGGAUGCAUGCUUUGCUAAAUUUGUAUUCCAGUGCCUACGAUACCGAAUGUCUUUUAGUGAAAGGGAAACAGGCUUAAGCCACAGUGGGCCACACAAGUGAAAAAACCCAUCUCAGAAAACACUUUGUCAACUCCAGUCGAUUAAUCUGUACUUAAGAAAGUAAAACCUGCUUUAAGGCAAAUACCUUGCCCUGCCUAUAAAAUUGUGUCUGUUUUUGAAAUGGUUAAUGUGCUGAUCAAUUGUUGUAAAUAGUCUCAAAACUGAUGGAAAUGGCUUGCCAGUUUUUGUAUCAGUUUAUUUUUCCAGGUUUAAUUUUGGAACUUUGAAAUUGUAAUUAUGGUGGCAAUCGAUACAAGAAAAUGUUCUUGAGUACAGUAAUUUUGAUAAUAAUUUUCUAUAAUUAUAGUAGAGAAUAAUAGAAUACAAAAUAUAGAUUUAGAGAGUAGAAUUGUUUUGUAGGACAUCAGGUUUGUAAAUAGUUUAAAUAGAGUUCUUGUUUUAAAACUAAUCAUGAUAAAUUUUGUAGUUUCACAAAAAGAUGUAGAGUUUAUAAACAAUGAAAUGUCUUAAUGCUGUACUUCUUAACUGCUCAGAGCAGCUGAUUUUUUGGGCUGGUUGUAGACAUUUAAAAAUAGGGCUAUCUUUUGUAAAAGGGUUUCUUUUAUACCAAUAGUAGUUUUCCUACAGUACAUUUGUAUGGUUCUGAUAUUUUGUAGUCUUCAUAAGAUAAUCCUAGUAAUAUAUAAAGAAUCGUGCUGAAAAAUACAUGUCAUCAUGUUUUUUCAUCUGUCUUUAAAAAUUAGUGGUGAGUGGCAGGAACACUUAAAAAAUUAAAUGCUAACAGUUUUGUAUGUGAUUUUGCAAUAAGCACCAAAUAUUUGAAUACAACCAUUAAUUUCAAAUGAUCUUUGUGACUGUACUUAUUUUUUUGUUAAACAAGGAAAGUAAGAAUUAGUUGAUUGUCUUUCAUUAAGCUGUCUUUGCAACCCAUUACAAGGUCAUAUAUGCUUCCUUUACCAACAGUGGCAAAGCCCAAACCUUGAAAUUUAAGCCAUUUUUCUACAAUUUGCCUUAAAAAUGUCAACAACACCAGACCUUACAUAUCUUUUGUCAGCACAAUAAAAUAAUACUGCCCAGACAGAGGAUUUUGUUAUACAAAUUCAUUCCAGUGCACUGAUGCUGGAGUUUUAAGGGAGAGAAAUUUGUCUUGGCAAAGAGAAAAGCUGCAGCAGUAUUGUUAUCUUGAAUUGGUUAUGUCUUAAAUCAUGUAGGAAUCUGUUUUCCCCCUCAAAGUAAUGUUCUAAUAACCUUUUCAUUGCCCUUGGCCUUUUAAUUUAAGUGCCCUUAACUAAGAAAUUCAACUAUACUUCAGAAGCAUGUUGGAUUAUGUAAGUGGUACAAGAUUUCUUUUAAGGGAUACCUUUAAGUAACAUGAUUAGUCAAUGAAUCUUCUAAGUCUUUGCCUAUCUGUGACAUCAUCAGGGAUGACGAUGCUGUAGAUUGACAAAGGCUUGGAGGACAAACUGACCAAAAAUUAUAGCUUAAAACUUAUUUGAAACAAGGAUAUAAUUGCACUUGAUUUUGUUUUAAUCAUAGAGAGCAUAUUUAAAAGAAAUCAGUUCAAAUCAAGUAAUUUAAAACUGUUCCCAUGCAAUGGAAACAGUCUGAAAUUAAUUCAGACCUAUUGUUAUGCCUGCAAUCUCACAUGUACAAGCUGCUGUUAGAAAAAAAUAAAAUUAAGGUUAAGUGUCUAAUGACAUCUGGUUAAUUACCAGUAGUCUCC
Pocillopora meandrina is the source of this 12456-nucleotide messenger RNA. The record is from the annotation of a GenBank genome assembly. NCBI's taxonomy places the organism in Eukaryota, Metazoa, Cnidaria, Anthozoa, Scleractinia, Pocilloporidae.